CUCAAAAAAAAAAAAAAAACGAAAGGGAGAAAAUCUCGAUCGAAGGCUUCGAAGCUCUCUUUUUUUUCUUUUUGGGUGUGUGUGUGUAGUAAUCUCACGCACGACGUUGAUAGAGAAAGAGAGAGAGAGACCUCUCCUUGCGAUCUUAUUGCUCUUUCCUCUGCUCCGAUCGAAUUCAGAAUCAGCUUUUUGAUAAACCUCUAUAGCUCAUCUUGACUUUACUGAAGCUAUGCUUUCAACGAGUUGUGCUGCUCGUGAAGAAAGAAGGAGUUUUUGAUAAAAUAUACAUACUUAUUUAUAAGGUUUCAGCCUUUAGACAUGUCUCGUUUCAAUUGCAGUGGUUAUGAUAUCUCAACUUGUUUUGUUCAUCUCGCUGAAUGGCAUCCUUUGGAAUAGUCAGGUUCUUCGGGCUUGAAGCCCCUUUUAUCCCGGGGUUCUUCAGUUUACCUUAGACACUUUUUAUCUUUCAUCAUAUACACACAUUCAUACUUUGAGGAGCAAUUUUUUUUUUUUUUUCUGUUUGGAGAAAGUAGAUCAUGUUUCGUGAUAGUUUUUUGUUUGCCCGUACUAUGGGUUGCUUUGGAUGUUUUGGCUCUUCUGGUGGUAAUAGAACCCGACAACAAUCGCCUAAGCCUUACGACGAUGAUACAUACUCAUGUGAUAGUGAUGAUGUAACUACCACUGCGAGAGGAGAAGAAGAAGAAGAUGAAGAAGAAGUUGAGCAGAAGAGCCGCUCUAAAAGAUCUGAGGAAAUUUUGAAAUAUAGAUUAGAUAAUGGAUUAAUCUGCAGGCACAUUCCAGUGAGAGAAACUAAUGAACUUAUCCGUGGAGAGGAUGAAAAUGGUGACAAGACAAUCAAUGAGUAUGUUCGUGUAUGUAAAAUUGGAUCUGGUAGCUAUGGUAAAGUGGUUUUAUAUAGAAGCACUUUAGACGGCCAGUAUUAUGCUAUCAAAGCAUUUCAUAAAUCACAUUUAUUAAGGCUAAGGGUUGCACCUUCAGAGACUGCUAUGAGUGAUGUUCUUCGUGAGGUUAUGAUAAUGAAAAUUCUGGAGCAUCCUAACAUCGUUAACCUCAUUGAGGUGAUAGAUGACCCUGAAACUGAUCAUUUUUACAUGGUUCUCGAAUACGUUGAUGGAAAAUGGGUGUAUGACGGUUCUGGACCGCCGGGUGCCCUCGGAGAGAAAACUGCUAAAAAGUAUUUGCGGGAUAUAGUUACUGGCCUGAUGUAUCUUCAUGCUCAUGAUGUAAUUCACGGGGACAUUAAACCCGACAAUUUGCUGGUUACUAGUAGUGGUACCGUGAAGAUAGGAGAUUUCAGUGUCAGCCAAGUAUUCAAGGAUGAUGAUGAUCAACUGCGUCGAUCUCCAGGGACUCCAGUCUUCACUGCUCCAGAAUGUUGUUUAGUGUCAGGUAUAACAUAUAGUGGCAGAGCUGCGGAUACAUGGGCAGUGGGAGUUACUUUGUAUUGUAUGAUAUUGGGACAAUACCCAUUUCUUGCUGAUACUCUUCAGGACACCUACGACAAGAUUGUUAACAAUCCUUUGAUAAUCCCGGAUGGAUUGAAUCCUCUUCUCAGAGAUUUGAUUGAAAGUCUCCUUUGCAAAGAUCCAAGCCAGAGAAUGACACUAAAGAAUGUGUCCGAGCAUCCAUGGGUAAUUGGAGAAGAUGGGCAUGUCCCUGAGUAUUUUUGUUGGUGCAAACGCAAUGCUGCCUUAAUGGUUAAAGAAGAAGAAGCUAAUGGGAUCUCUGAAACUUCGGAUCCUAACUAAAAAAAAAACUCGGAAGCUUUUGAUCGUUUAGGAAAUGUACAAGCUUCACGAAUAGAUGCAUGCAUGCAUCUACUACUUAACCAGACAAGUUUGACCUCGCUUGGGCUUAUUGUUUUUCUUUAAUACUAGAUAACUGUAUGCUAUUGUGCAUUGUUUAUAAGUUUUAAACUAAAUCGAUUUUGGUUUUGAUUUUGACUUUUGUUUUUUCUUUUUGUUGACGUGGGAAAAUGUCUCUAAGUUCAUUAUCAAAUGAGCUCCCCCCCAACCCAGUUGACUAGUAGUAAAUUACUAAUACUAAGAUAUUGUUUUACUAA
Messenger RNA from Camelina sativa (false flax), 2083 nucleotides. RefSeq names its product serine/threonine-protein kinase GRIK2. Gene Ontology annotation, molecular function: protein serine/threonine kinase activity; ATP binding. Gene Ontology annotation, cellular component: cytoplasm. The record is from RefSeq and is a predicted model, not a curated record. Gene Ontology annotation, biological process: intracellular signal transduction; protein phosphorylation. Lineage: Eukaryota; Viridiplantae; Streptophyta; Magnoliopsida; Brassicales; Brassicaceae.